AUGGAGCUGAAGAAAAUCGCAAUCCUCGGGCCUGGAGGAAAUGUGGGAAACUCCACCAUCACCGAACUCCUCAAAGACGGCCAACGUUUUGAUAUCACGGCUAUCACUCGUCAGACCUCGACAUAUACACCACCUCCAGACUCCACCAUCAUCCACAAGCAAGUGGAUUAUACAUCCCUAUCCUCGCUUGUGGAAGCUUUCAGUGGCCAAGAUGCAGUUGUAAACUGCAUCACUGGGGGAGCUACGCACUACGAGCCCUCGAAACUCAUCAUCGACGCUGCUAUAGCAGCCGGAGUGAAGUUCUACUUUGCAAACGAGUUUGUCGGACACAUCAUGAGAGAGCAGUUCAAAAGAAUGCCCGAGGCGUUUGUCGGCGCGAAGAUCCGCAUUCGAGAGUAUCUGGAAGAGCUGGGAAAGGAUGGCAAAAUUGCGUGGACAAGUUUGACCGGGGGGCCGUUCUUCGAUAUGUGGCUGAUGAAGGGACCAGCGGGCUUCGACGUUGCCAACCGCCGAGCCCGUAUCUACGGCACGGGAAACAACAAUCUUUGUUGGACGCCCCUAUCCACCAUGGGUCUUGCGGUAGCAAACAUGCUGCGACAUCCCGAACCUAUCAUCAAUCGCCCGAUAUACAUCUUUCCCUUCCCAAAACUCAGCCAAAACAUCAUCCUAAGUACGCUCGAGUCUGUCCUCGGCACCAAGUUUACCGUGGAGAAUGUGGAUGUGAAGAAGAUCAACGAAAAUUCUAGGCUGGCUCUCGAAAAGGGAGAGGCCGCGAAGGCUAUGAAGGGGCUUGCUGUGAGCAACCAGUUCUUCGAGGGGGACAGCGGGAAUGAUUUCAGGGAUUUGGUGGAGAACGAGACGGUUGGUGUGGAGACGAUGAGCGUGGAGGAUGGUGUUCGAGCUGCGAUUGCGACAUGGGGUGAAGAUUUUCCUGUUGUGCAGGGCAUGUUCAGAGUUGAGCCUUGCGAGGUUUGAAGUUGUGGGAGUAAGGGGGCUAGAAAUGUGAACAGCACGCUUGGAAACAUUUAAUAUCGCAGGAUGAGUGUAUCCCUUGCUCUUCAGUCUCUAGAAAUAUAGAGUCUAUCGGC
This is a messenger RNA of Dothidotthia symphoricarpi CBS 119687, 1088 nucleotides long. RefSeq names its product NAD(P)-binding protein. Bases 1 to 975 code for a protein of 324 amino acids. The record is from RefSeq and is a predicted model, not a curated record. The transcript is spliced from 3 exons. Lineage: Eukaryota; Fungi; Ascomycota; Dothideomycetes; Pleosporales; Dothidotthiaceae. Gene Ontology annotation, molecular function: oxidoreductase activity.